Messenger RNA from Peromyscus eremicus (cactus mouse), 5339 nucleotides. It is a transcript of the gene Zmynd8, whose product is annotated as zinc finger MYND-type containing 8. The coding region runs from base 211 to 3978 and encodes 1255 amino acids. Lineage: Eukaryota; Metazoa; Chordata; Mammalia; Rodentia; Cricetidae. The transcript is spliced from 23 exons. Gene Ontology annotation, molecular function: protein binding. Gene Ontology annotation, biological process: regulation of DNA-templated transcription. The record is from RefSeq and is a predicted model, not a curated record.
CUUGCUCACCCGAGCCUCACAAAGAUAAUCGCUCAGGAAGUGUUUCAGCCAAUCCGCGGCGGCUUUACACUCCGAUUUGCCGGGGCAGCCAAUCGGGGAUGAGCUUUUAUUAGGCGGCCAGAUCAUCAGCCGAAGUGCCAAACCCUUUUUCUGUGAGAACUAGGAGCCUGUCCUCCAUGUUUUAUAAGUAUUGACAUUACACAGUUAACAAUGCAUCCACAGAGCUUGGCUGAGGAGGAAAUAAAAACCGAACAGGAGGUGGUGGAGGGAAUGGACAUGUCUACUCGCUCCAAAGAUCCUGGCUCUACAGAGCGAACGGCCCAGAAACGGAAGUUCCCCAGCCCCCCUCAUUCCUCCAAUGGCCAUUCGCCCCAAGACUCAUCCACGAGCCCCAUUAAAAAGAAAAAGAAACCCGGCUUACUGAACAGUAGCAAUAAGGAGCAGUCAGAGCUAAGACAUGGUCCGUUUUACUAUAUGAAGCAGCCACUCACCACAGACCCUGUUGAUGUUGUACCGCAGGACGGACGGAACGACUUCUACUGCUGGGUUUGUCACCGGGAAGGACAAGUCCUUUGCUGUGAGCUCUGUCCCCGGGUUUAUCACGCUAAGUGUCUGAGACUGACAUCGGAACCAGAGGGGGACUGGUUUUGUCCUGAAUGUGAGAAGAUUACAGUAGCAGAAUGCAUCGAGACACAGAGCAAAGCCAUGACGAUGUUGACCAUUGAACAGCUGUCCUACCUGCUCAAGUUUGCCAUUCAGAAAAUGAAGCAGCCAGGGACAGAUGCAUUCCAGAAGCCCGUUCCAUUGGAGCAGCAUCCUGACUAUGCAGAAUAUAUAUUCCACCCCAUGGACCUUUGUACAUUGGAAAAGAAUGCAAAAAAGAAGAUGUACGGCUGCACGGAAGCCUUCCUGGCCGAUGCCAAGUGGAUCCUGCACAACUGCAUUAUUUAUAACGGGGGAAAUCACAAGUUGACGCAGAUAGCAAAAGUCGUCAUCAAGAUCUGUGAGCAUGAGAUGAAUGAAAUUGAAGUGUGUCCAGAGUGCUAUCUUGCUGCUUGCCAAAAACGUGACAACUGGUUCUGUGAGCCCUGUAGCAACCCGCACCCUUUGGUCUGGGCAAAGCUGAAAGGCUUCCCAUUCUGGCCAGCGAAAGCCCUGAGGGACAAAGAUGGGCAGGUUGAUGCCCGCUUCUUUGGACAACAUGACAGAGCCUGGGUUCCAAUCAAUAAUUGCUACCUCAUGUCUAAAGAAAUCCCCUUUUCUGUGAAAAAGACUAAAAGUAUCUUCAACAGCGCCAUGCAAGAGAUGGAAGUUUACGUGGAGAACAUACGGAGGAAGUUUGGAGUUUUUAAUUAUUCCCCGUUCAGGACGCCCUACACCCCCAAUAGCCAGUACCAAAUGCUGCUUGACCCCAGCAAUCCCAGCGCCGGCACUGCCAAGACAGACAAGCAGGAGAAGGUGAAGCUCAAUUUUGACAUGACAGCAUCCCCCAAGAUCCUUCUGAGCAAGCCCCUUCUGAGUGGGGGCGCAGGCCGCAGGAUCUCCCUGUCCGACAUGCCACGCUCCCCGACCAGUACGAACUCCUCUGUGCACACGGGCUCCGACGUGGAGCAGGACCCUGAGAAGAAGGCCCCAUCCAGCCACUUCAGCGCCAGCGAGGAGUCCAUGGACUUCCUUGAUAAGAGCACAGCUUCCCCAGCCUCCACAAAGACGGGGCAAGCAGGGAGUCUGUCUGGCAGUCCGAAGCCUUUCUCUCCGCAAGCACCAACACCCAUCAUGACGAAGACAGACAAGACCUCCACCACUGGGAGCAUCCUGAACCUCAACCUGGAUCGGAGCAAAGCCGAGAUGGACCUGAAGGAGCUGAGCGAGUCGGUCCAGCAGCAGUCAGCCCCCGUCCCUCUCAUCUCUCCCAAGCGGCAGAUUCGAAGCCGCUUCCAGCUCAACCUGGACAAGACCAUAGAGAGUUGCAAAGCACAACUAGGCAUAAAUGAGAUCUCGGAGGAUGUUUACACAGCCGUGGAGCACAGCGAUUCGGAGGAUUCCGAAAAGUCGGAGAGCAGCGACAGUGAGUAUGUCAGCGAUGAGGAACAGAAGCCCAAGAAUGAGCCGGAGGACCCCGAAGACAAAGAGGGGAGUCGGGUGGACAAAGAGGCCCCCGCCGUUAAAAAAAAGCCCAAGCCCGCAAACCCGGUGGAGGUGAAGGAAGAGACGAAAAGCAACUCUCCGGCUGGCGAGAAGGCAGACCCUGCCCCCGCCAAGGACAAGGCCAGCCCUGAGCCCGAGAAGGACUCCGUGGAGAAAGCCAAGCCGUCGCCUCACCCUACAAAGGACAAACUCAAGGGAAAAGAUGAGACGGAUUCUCCCACAGUGCAUUUGGGCUUGGACUCUGAUUCAGAGAGUGAACUUGUCAUAGACUUAGGAGAAGAUCCUUCUGGGCGGGAGGGUCGCAAAAACAAGAAGGAGCCCAAGGUGCCAUCACCUAAGCAGGAUGCUAUAGGAAAACCGCCACCGUCUACCGUGGCUGGCAACCAGUCUCCCCCAGAGACGCCGGUGCUCACCCGCUCAGCCACCCAAGCACCCGCGGCGGGGGUCACCGUGGCCGCCACCACCAGCACGAUGUCUGCCGUCACGGUCACAGCACCGGCCACCGCCGCCGCCGCCGCCGCCGCCGCCGCCGCCGCCGCCGGAAGCCCGGUGAAGAAGCAGAGGCUGCUCUUACCGAAGGAGACUGCUCCAGCCGUGCAGCGGGUCGUGUGGAACUCAUCAAGUAAGUUUCAAACGUCCUCCCAAAAGUGGCACAUGCAGAAGAUACAGCGUCAGCAGCAGCAGCAGCAGCAACAGCAGCAGCAGCAGCAGCAGCAGCAGCAGCAGCAGCAGCCUCUCUCUUCCCAGGGGACAAGAUAUCAGACCAGACAGGCUGUGAAAGCCGUGCAGCAGAAGGAGGUCACACAGAGCCCGUCCACUUCUACCAUCACGCUGGUGACCAGCACUCAGCCGGCAGCCCUGGUCAGCAGUUCUGGCUCUGCAAGCACCCUGGCAUCCGCUAUCAAUGCCGACCUGCCCAUCGCCACCGCCUCCGCCGACGUGGCCGCUGACAUUGCCAAGUACACCAGCAAAAUGAUGGAUGCCAUAAAGGGGACAAUGACCGAGAUCUACAAUGACCUCUCCAAAAACACCACCGGAAGCACGAUAGCGGAGAUUCGAAGGCUGAGGAUUGAGAUUGAGAAGCUGCAGUGGCUGCACCAGCAGGAGCUUGCCGAGAUGAAGCACAACCUGGAGCUGACCAUGGCGGAGAUGCGGCAGAGCUUGGAGCAAGAGCGGGAUCGGCUCAUCGCCGAGGUGAAGAAGCAGCUGGAGCUGGAGAAGCAGCAGGCAGUCGACGAGACCAAGAAGAAGCAGUGGUGUGCGAACUGCAAGAAGGAGGCCAUCUUCUACUGCUGCUGGAACACCAGCUACUGUGACUACCCCUGCCAGCAGGCCCACUGGCCUGAGCACAUGAAGUCCUGUACCCAGUCAGCCACUGCCCCUCAGCAGGAAGCAGAUGCUGAGGCCAGCACGGACACAGGAAAUAAGUCAUCCCAGGGCAGCUCCUCCACUGCACCAUCGGCACCUUCAGAAACGGCCACUGCCUCCAAAGAGAAAGAGACAUCAGCAGAGAAGAGCAAGGACAGCUCGACCCUGGACCUUUCUGGCUCCAGAGAGACGCCUUCCUCUGUUCUCUUAGGUUCCAACCAAGGCUCUGUUAGCAAGAGGUGUGACAAGCAACCUGCCUAUACCCCAACCACUACAGACCACCAGCCGCACCCCAACUACCCAUCCCAGAAGUACCAUUCCCGGAGCAGCAAGACAGGCUUGUGGGGCAGCAGUGAGGAGAAGCGAGGGUCUGCCCGCUCCGAGCACAGUGCAGGGAGCAGCGCGAAGAACCUCGUACCCAAAGAGUCGCGGGAGUCUCGCCUUGACGCCUUCUGGGACUAGGGGUGCAUCGUGAGCCAGAAUACCUCCCUGUAGGGGGGAAAGAACCCAAACAACCGGAAGCAACAGUAACUGGAGAACAGCCACCUUUCCAAUUCCCAACACUCAGGCUCUGCCCGUGGGCUUGGCUGCAGGGCAGCAACUGGACCCCAUCCCAGCAUGGGCCUUGGCUGGGACUGCUGGACCUUGUGAGCCCAACACUUGAGGUAGAAGUAGGUACACUUUGUGACGUCACUGACCUAGCCUACCUUCCUUUUUCGUAUCUAUACUGACCUUAACUUAUAAAAAAGAAAAAAGAAAAACAAGUUAUAUAUAUAAAAAAAAAUCUACAACGAAAAGAAUGUUUUGAUAAUUCAGAGGGCUUGCUAGUUAGCCCUCUGGCCUCACUGUGGUGUCAGGGCUGGGCCCAGGGAUUGCUGUUCUCACACAGGUCCUCCUCCCUGGACACCCAGGGGAGGGAGGAAGCCACUGUCCCUCUGCAGCACACCACGAUCGGGGCUCCCAGGCCGUGCUGUCCUGGACCCACCACACCAAGCCAUCGGCCCCUCACAGACCCUACAAGACGAUGCUUUGAAACACAAGUUUUCUGGGCUCGAAGGACACAGAGAGAAGCGUGUGUGAUUGUGAUCUGAGCUAUGGUUCCCGAAGAGGCAAAGCAGCCUGCCAUUUACAGAAGGUCCACACAAACAAUCCCUGCUCCGUCACGGAUGCGGACAGCAUUCAUGUGGGGCUACCCCUUCUCUCUGCGGAGUGCUCUCCACAAACACUCACACCUAGUUGUGAAGAGAUAGGCAUCUCAGAAGCAAGGACUCAAUAGCAAGGUGCACGCUGAGGACACGUGAGCCCGCGGAUGGAGCAUGUAUGUAUUAUUUAUAUGCUGGAGUUCUACGUUUUUAUGUAAGCAUGAAACACAGGCAGUGUGAGAGAAAGCCAAGACCAGUCAUGCUGUCCCGUUAACGCUACGUCUGCUGUAGUUCCAUUUUGUAUGUUGUGUGAAACGAACAUCGAUCGAAGCAAAAGAUGAUGUGUGUAUAUGAGAAAAAUUAAUUGUAUAUCAUUCCAGUACAUUCCGUUGUACAUUUUAGUCUUCGUUUACUAUCUCUUCAUUGUUGAUAAGAGAAUGCCAGCUGUGCAUUGCCCAGCUACUUUACCCCUACUAGAGAAGGAAGGAAGAAAUGCUAGAAGAAAACAGGAGGAGAGGAAGAACAUUUGUGAAUUGAAUUACAGUUGUCAAAAAACAAAACAAAAAAACAAUCUAGCCUAGCUGGCCUUAUUUGGGAAGCGUAACUGCUUUUAGCAUAUGGGAGUAUUUUUUCACAUUUUCUUUGUAUAAAAUUUGUAUUAAACUUAAAUAUCUUUUUUGA